AUGAUUACGAACGAAAGUCAAUUUCUUGCGUUACCUCAAAAAUUAUCUAAUCAACCAACAGCGAAGCAAACACAACUGGCCAUAAGUGCAGCUACCGUACAGCUUACACAACAUACGCAAAAUGUGACACAAAAAAAUGCAAACAAUAUGGAAGCAACCAUCCAACGAAACAAUGAGAAGUUCAAAACGAACCUCUUUCUACAUGUGACACAUGAGGCUAGACUUAAAGGUUUAGCUCGUGAAAUACACAUGAUACACGAUAGUCACUUUAAAAACACAGACAAGGGAGAAAUAAGAUUAGUUGUUGGUUUUCGAAAUAAUCCCAAUAUUGAAUUUGAACUUUCACGUAAACGACCAGCGUCAUCAUUAUUAAAAGAUUCAUUAGCAAAGAGUAAGAGAUAA
Messenger RNA from Rotaria sp. Silwood2, 402 nucleotides. Lineage: Eukaryota; Metazoa; Rotifera; Eurotatoria; Philodinida; Philodinidae. The record is from the annotation of a GenBank genome assembly.